This is a messenger RNA of Pieris macdunnoughi, 1578 nucleotides long. The record is from the annotation of a GenBank genome assembly. NCBI's taxonomy places the organism in Eukaryota, Metazoa, Arthropoda, Insecta, Lepidoptera, Pieridae.
AUGGAUAUGUUAAUCAAAGAUGAGGAGUACAUAAACGCUAACGAUCCGUCCCUCCCAGACAUGAAUCGGGAGGUCCUCGAAGGUUCCAUGGAGGGAAUCGCCGACUUCUUCACCAACGCCGUAAUUCUGGUCACAGGAGGGACGGGAUUUGUCGGGAAGGCGUUGUUGGAGAAGCUGCUAAGAAGCUGCCCUGGGAUUGACACAGUAUACGUGCUGAUGAGACCCAAACGAGGACUGAGUGUUGAGCAGAGGUAUAAGGAACUGAUUAAGAAUCAGGUAUUCGACCGUAUUAGGGCCAGAUAUCCACAACGUCUUGAAAAACUUCAUGCCCUAGCCGGGGACGUAUCCGCGCCUCGUUUGGGGCUCACGGAUGCGCAAGUGGCGCUAAUGGGGCGCGUGAACACAGUGUUUCAUUCAGCCGCCACUGUGCGCUUCACGGACCCUUUGAGGAACGCCGCUGCCUUGAACGUUAAAGGAACAGACACACUUAUGAAGCUUGCCAGAGAUCAUAUGCCAUUACUUAAGGCCGUGGUACAUGUGUCAACAGCGUAUAGUAAUGCACCACGCUCAGAAAUCGAUGAACGAGUAUAUGAACCUCCUUGCGACCCACAGGCUUUGCUUUCCUGUGCCGACCUCUUGCCACCAGACACCCUGGAAGGACUUACGCCGUCGCUACUCGGGGAGCAUCCGAACCCGUACACCCUGACAAAAGCAGUAGCGGAGACCAUCGUUCAAGGCUACACAGACUUGCCUGUUUGCAUCGUUAGGCCUUCCAUAGUGACGGCUGCGUACCAGGAGCCUUAUCCAGGCUGGAUAGACAACGUGUAUGGAGUUACUGGUAUAAUAAUGGAGAUCUCUCGGGGUACCUACCGAUCUGGACUUUGUCGUGAGAGAUAUGUGGUGGAUCUGGUACCAGUAGAUGUACUGGUGAACUGCUGCAUACUUGCAGCUUGGAGACAGGCUGGGAAACGUGCUGGCAAAUGUCCUGUAUACAAUGUAACGUCAGGGUCUGUGGCGCCAUUGCAGUGGGGCAAUUUUACAAGGCUCUGUGUUCGCUGGGCAAGAGAGAAUCCAACCAAAUACGUCAUGUGGUACCCGAAUUUCUCAUUCACGGAGUCAAGAGCGCUAAACACUUUCUGGGAACUGACUUGUCACUUUUUACCAGCUUUCAUCUACGACCUUGUGUUACGAGCGCAAGGACGAAAACCCAUCAUGAUGAAGCUUGCACGUCGUUUUAAACUGGCAGCUGCAACAGGAGAAUACUUCGCCAAUAACGAAUGGCAUUUCGGUAUCGAAGAACUUACAGCUUUACACAAAGAUGGCGCUUCUGCUCCAGACGGCGCUAUUUUCUCGGCUUGGCCUCAACUAUUCUCGUGGGAUUCUUAUGUUGGCGCGUAUAUGCUUGGAAUCCGACGAUUCAUAUUAAAGGACACCUUGGAAUCGCUGCCCGAAGCUCGUAGUAAACUCAACAAAUUGUAUUGGAUACACCGCGUGUGCCAAGCGGCUAGUGGAUACUACUUAUUCCGGUUACUGGCAUCCCGUUGGCCUCUCGCCAGCAGUUGGUACCACAGACAAUAG